AUGAACAACCAACAGCCGUCGAAUCGGCUGCAGCUCAAUUUUGGCUUCGGUAGUGACCGAAACAACCAGUAUCAACAGGACGCAGGCCGUCAGUUUCCCACGACCCCGUCGACAUUUCCACAGCCCGUAUACCCAAACCAAGCUGGUCAGCAGGAGGUCUGGGGUGCACAACAACAGCAGCAGGGCGGUAGUGGCUAUGGAGCAGGCUACUUCGUGAACCCUUAUCAGCAGGCCCAGUACCAAGGCCAGCAGGGCAAUCUUCAGCCGAACGCGCAACGCUUUGAGCAGGGUGCCAACGGCCUGGCUCAACAGCUGUCACAUCAACAUUUGGGGGGAAGUGGCCGCUCUGGAAGCCCGUAUGGUCGCCAGUCCUCGCCACACCAGCAGCGUCCCCGCACUGCGGACAAUAGGGGGUAUGGAUAUGGAAGCUAUGGCGGUAGUUCUGCUCCCCGACACCCUUCGUUGUACGACGAGGAGCCUCCUGUAAAGUCACCUGAGAAGUACUCCGACAAUGUCGGUAAGCAGGCAACCAUGUCAAAAAGUCUCAUCAACACCUUCUUCAAAGACAGCGUACAGCGAGCACGCGACCGGAAUCAAAGAGCCCUGGAAUUAGAGUCGAUUAUGAAGGAGCCCUCGAUUUCAGAUUCCCGCAAAGCUCAGAAAGAGAACACCAUGCGCCGCGCUGAGAUCGAAUACCUACGGUUCUUGCGUACCAAGGAGAAGCCUGAUAACUUCUCGACAUUAAAGAUCAUUGGCAAGGGUGCUUUUGGAGAAGUCAAGCUUGUCCAGCGAAGGAACGAUGGCAAGAUCUACGCAUUGAAGUCGCUUGUCAAACAAGAGAUGUUUAAAAAAGACCAACUGGCUCACGUUCGAGCAGAACGUGAUAUUCUUGCCGAGUCAGACAGCCCAUGGGUCGUCAAGCUACACACCACUUUCCAAGAUAACGCCUUCCUCUACAUGCUGAUGGAGUUCUUACCUGGUGGCGACUUGAUGACCAUGCUCAUCAAGUACGAGAUCUUCACUGAGGAUAUCACUCGCUUCUACAUGGCCGAAAUCACUCUUGCCAUAGAAGCUGUACACAAGCUUGGUUUCAUACAUCGUGACAUCAAGCCUGAUAACAUCCUGCUGGACCGUGGAGGUCAUAUCAAACUGACCGACUUCGGUCUAUCAACAGGUUUCCACAAGGAGCACGACGCCGGUUACUACAAGAAGCUACUUGCUGGAGGCGCACACAAGUCCAACCGGGACAACCGAGCUUCAAUGAAUCUGGACCAAAUUCAGCUAACCGUCAGCAACCGCACCCAAAUCAAUACAUGGAGAAAGUCCCGUCGGCAGCUCGCUUACUCCACCGUGGGUACUCCCGACUACAUUGCGCCGGAAAUCUUCAGUGGCCAAGGAUAUGACUAUGGCUGUGACUGGUGGUCUGUUGGAACGAUUAUGUUCGAAUGCCUUAUCGGUUGGCCACCAUUCUGCGCUGAAGAACCACAUGACACAUACCGCAAGAUUGUCGAUUGGCCGCGCAACUUACACUUUCCACCGGACCAGCAGCUAGGUGCAGAGGCUGAAGAUUUUGUCAGGCGCUUGAUCUGCGAUGCCGAACAUCGCCUUGGCCGCAUUGGUGGCGCCAGCGAAAUCAAACAGCACCCGUUCUUCCGCGGCGUCUCAUGGGAUGGUUUGCGCCGUAUUCGCGCGCCAUUCGAGCCCAAACUGCAGUCGAACGUUGACACGCAGUACUUCCCCAUCGAUGAGAUUGAUCAGAACGACACCAGCGCUGCGUAUAGGGCUCAGGCUGAUCAAUCUGGUGAUGACGAGUAUGCGACGAGGUUGCCUUUCAUCGGUUAUACGUUCAGGCGUUUCGAUGCCUUCAGAGGAUCAUAG
Molecule: messenger RNA, 1878 nt
Organism: Cucurbitaria berberidis CBS 394.84
Lineage: Eukaryota; Fungi; Ascomycota; Dothideomycetes; Pleosporales; Cucurbitariaceae
Product: kinase-like protein
Exons: 5
Coding region: 1-1878 (625 amino acids)
Biological process (GO): peptidyl-serine phosphorylation; intracellular signal transduction
Molecular function (GO): protein serine/threonine kinase activity; ATP binding
Source: RefSeq, a predicted model, not a curated record